Cygnus olor (mute swan) is the source of this 406-nucleotide messenger RNA. RefSeq names its product ribosomal protein S21 (gene RPS21). The coding region runs from base 104 to 355 and encodes 83 amino acids. The record is from RefSeq and is a predicted model, not a curated record. Gene Ontology annotation, biological process: endonucleolytic cleavage in ITS1 to separate SSU-rRNA from 5.8S rRNA and LSU-rRNA from tricistronic rRNA transcript (SSU-rRNA, 5.8S rRNA, LSU-rRNA); translation; endonucleolytic cleavage to generate mature 3'-end of SSU-rRNA from (SSU-rRNA, 5.8S rRNA, LSU-rRNA). Gene Ontology annotation, molecular function: structural constituent of ribosome. The transcript is spliced from 6 exons. Gene Ontology annotation, cellular component: ribosome; cytosolic small ribosomal subunit. Lineage: Eukaryota; Metazoa; Chordata; Aves; Anseriformes; Anatidae.
AGCAGCCCCCGGAAGCCCUCCCUUCCCUCCCCGACGCCUUUCCGCUUCCGCGGGGCCGCCCCUUCCUUUCCGCCGCACCGCGCGCGAGGUGUCACCGGGCGAGAUGCAGAACGACGCCGGGGAGUUCGUGGACCUCUACGUGCCUCGCAAGUGCUCUGCUAGCAACCGAAUAAUCGGUGCCAAGGAUCAUGCUUCUAUUCAGAUAAACAUUUCUGAGGUUGACAAGGUAACGGGGAGAGUCAAUGGCCAGUUCAAAACAUACGCCAUUUGUGGAGCAAUCCGUAGGAUGGGGGAAUCAGACGACUCCAUUCUGCGUCUGGCAAAAAAUGAUGGAAUUGUUUCCAAGAAUUUCUAACAGAAGAAAGUGGUAUGGAACAUUUGAUAUAAAAUAAACAGUUCAAAUGUA